Messenger RNA from Ectocarpus sp. CCAP 1310/34, 873 nucleotides. NCBI's taxonomy places the organism in Eukaryota, Phaeophyceae, Ectocarpales, Ectocarpaceae. The record is from the annotation of a GenBank genome assembly.
AUGAAAGCAGCGAAAAUCAUCCUCGGAUACUCCAAGCGCACAAGUAAUGCAGCCGUCAGGGCAGAAUUGGGGAUCCAAUCCCUACGGUCGGGAAGAGACGCGAGGAAGCUGACAUUACAGUAUCGCAUGUGCGGGAUGGGAGAGGAGAGGUUGCCGAGAAUUGUAUGGGAGGCGAAGUGGGCAAACAAAAAGAGGGGUAGACAACCCACGGAAUGGGUCAAGGUUGUAGAGGACGUAUGGAAGGGGCUCGACAUCGACGAAGAUGAAACGCUGGAAACGGAGGGUCUACAGGGGUUCAAGGAGAAGAUAUCUGUUGCUUGUGCCGAGAGAGAACAGAAUCGAAGGAAAGAAACCAAGGAUAAGGAGGGCCUAGAAGUGUACGGAAUGUCGAAGAAAGGAAAAGAGUUCAAGGAUUACCUACAUGGACCAAUGGAUGCAGGAACAAAACUUAAGGUCAAAUUCAGGACCGGGGACAUAGGCCUUCGAGAACGUCGACGAAGACAUAGGACGGUAGACGAGGAAGACGACGAGUUCAAAUGUGAUUGCGGCUUCGAAUGCGAAGACCGUGUUCAUGUAGUCGCGGAAUGUCCGUUGUACAAGAAGGAGAGGGAAGUGUACGUGACUCAGCUGGGAAAAGUAGAUGGAACGUACAGGGAGAUGUUUGAGGCAUGGAAUAGAGAGGAAAGGACGGUAGCUGUACUGGGGCAUAGGAGGUGGGUUGAAAAGGCGGGAAGGGAUAUCGUUAGGAUAGACAGACUGGGGAAGACAUUUUUGAGCCACCUUUGGCAAAGUAGAAAGGAACGAUUGGCCAUCGGUGAUCUUCCUGUGGGAACAACGCUCCGUCCCCUCGAGGACGCGUGGUCAAUGGUCUAA